Molecule: messenger RNA, 4557 nt
Organism: Brachypodium distachyon (stiff brome)
Lineage: Eukaryota; Viridiplantae; Streptophyta; Magnoliopsida; Poales; Poaceae
Exons: 16
Coding region: 99-4313 (1404 amino acids)
Biological process (GO): wybutosine biosynthetic process
Molecular function (GO): methyltransferase activity; FMN binding; 4 iron, 4 sulfur cluster binding
Source: RefSeq, a predicted model, not a curated record
CAGCAACCAACUUGUUCUUCCCGGAUUUCCUCUCCCUCUUCCCCCACAGUCCAGCGCCAACCACUCUGCUCCGCUCCACCGACAGCCGCGGCCGCCGGAUGACGGUGUUCCGCGGCCCUCCCGGCCGCCCCUCCGCCCUCGUGGCCUGGUGGAGGAGGCGCCCGCCGCUGGGCUUCGCCGCCAAGGUCUCGAUCGCCAUCGCGCUCGGCCUCUCCUUCGUCAUCGUAUGGACCACGCUCUCCCCGACCUCAGCCUCCCAGCAGAUCUCCACCGAGCGCACCUACUUCGCCGCCGAGAUCGCGGAGCCGCCGACCGCCUCCCGCAACCGCACCAGCGGCAGCCACGGGAAGCCCCACGCCACCAGGAGCUCCCGCGGCCACAAGAAGCGCCAUUCCCCAACCAGAUCCCACUCCCACCGUCCCAAUGCUACCCCCUCGCCUGAUGCCACGGCGUCGAAGACAAAUCUCACCGAGCCGGCUCUGAGACCCGAUCAAGAACCCAAUGAGAAGGGGCCGGAGCCGGUGACGGAGACGGAGACAGAGCCGGAGGAGGAACAGGAGCAGGAGGUGGAAUUGUCCGUGCCGGAGGACAACGGGGAGAACACCGGGAAGGCGCCUAAGGAGGAGGAUGAGAAGGCGCCGGAGCUGGAUUUGGUCGACGAGUCGAGUGAGCUAGACGGCGACGAGGAGGACCCGGAGGCGGCGAAGAGGAAUCCUUCGAAGGAGAAGAAGAAACUCCCGCAUCUGUUCAGCCCAGCCGCGCAUUACCACUGGAAGCAGUGCAGCGCCAAGAGCGGCCACCACUACAUCCCUUGCGUGGAUUUCGAUGCGGAUGGGAGCCAGAGGCACCACGAGCGGAGCUGCCCAAGGUCGCCGGUGACAUGCCUGGUGUCACUGCCGAAGGAGUAUAAACCGCCUGUUCCAUGGCCGGAGAGGAAGGAGAAGGUUUGGUACGAGAAUAUUGGGCAUCCUAGGUUGGCAAGUUAUGCCAAGGGCCACAGCUGGCUGAAUCGGACCGGUGAGCACCUUGUGUUCCCACCGGAGGAAUCAGAGUUCAAAGGUGGCGCGAGCCAUUAUAUUGAAUCAAUUGACGAGAUGGCACCUGAUAUUGACUGGGGUAAAAAUAUUCGCGUAGCAUUGGACAUCGGGUGCAAAAGUGCUGGAUUUGGAGUCGCUCUACUUGAGAAGGAUGUGAUUACACUAUCUUUAGGCCUUGCGAAUGAACAAACUGAUCUUGCGCAAGUUGCCCUCGAACGUGGCAUCCCAGCAACAGUUGGCAGUCUGGGAUCAAGAAGAUUACCCUUUCCUAGUGGUGCAUUUGAUGUUAUUCACUGCAGUGAAUGCAACAUAGCAUGGCAUUCUAAUGGUGGAAAGCUUCUCCUAGAGAUGAAUAGGAUCCUUCGCCCAGGAGGAUACUUCAUUAUAUCGAGCAGGCAUGGUGACCUCGAGAGUGAAAAAGGAAUAUCAGCUUCAAUGACUGCGCUUUGUUGGAACGCAGUAGCUUACAAUAGUGAUGAUGUCAGUGAGCUUGGAGUAAAAAUAUUUCAACGACCAGCCUCAAAUGAGGAAUAUGAUCUGAGAGCCAGAAAAGAUCCUCCAUUUUGCAAGGAAGAUCAAAACAAAGCUACUGCAUGGUAUAUUCCAAUCAAGCACUGCCUGCACAAAGCCCCUGCUGAUAUUGAAGAAAGAGGUAGUGAGUGGCCUGAAGAGUGGCCCAAGAGGCUCGAGACUUUUCCUGACUGGCUUGGCGACAUGCAAACAAGGGUGGCUGCUGAUCAUAACCAUUGGAAGGCCGUUGUUGAAAAAUCGUAUCUGGAUGGCUUGGGCAUUGAUUGGUCAAAUACUCGAAACGUACUGGAUAUGAAAGCUGUAUAUGGAGGAUUUGCUGCGGCUUUGUCAUCCAAAAAAGUUUGGGUCAUGAAUGUUGUUCCCGUGCAUGCUCCAGAUACUCUACCUGUAAUCUAUGAGCGCGGGCUGAUUGGUGUUUAUCAUGAUUGGUGCGAACCAUUUAGCACAUAUCCAAGGUCCUACGAUCUUCUUCAUGCUGACCAUUUAUUCUCACGCUUGAAGAACAGAUGCAAGCAACCUAUUGUGAUUUUGGUUGAGAUGGACCGUAUUUUGAGACCUGGAGGUUGGGCCAUCAUCCGGGAAAAGCUCGAUAUUCUUGACCCAUUGGAGGCAAUUUUGAGAUCACUGCAUUGGGAAAUUGUGAUGACCUUCAGAAAGGACAAGGAGGGCAUCAUGUCUGUAAAGAAAACAACAUGGCGGCCACGGCAAAAAACCCACCCAAGGGGCCAAACCGGCAAACCUCCCCCAAACCCCAGUUCACCCCACGCUCCCAAACCCGCCGCGAUGCCGCCCUUCCCGGCGGCGACCACCGCCUCCGCCACCUCCCACCUCGCCCUGCUCCUCCUCUUCUCCUCUUCCUCCCUCUUCUUCCUCUACAAGUCCAUCAGCCUCCGCCGCCUCCGACGCAGCCCCUCCCCCACCGCCUCCCCCACCCCCACGCUGCUCUACGCCUCGGCCACCGGCACCUCCAAGACCCUGGCCGUGCGCCUCUCCCGCCGUAUCGCGGACGCUGGCGUGGACGCCCGCCCCACCGACGCGGCCGCCUUCGACCCGGACGACCUCCCCUCCGUCCCGCUGCUGCUCCUCGUCCUCCCCACGCACGAUGCCGGCGCCCCCCCUCCCGCCGCUGCCUUCCUCGCGCGCUGGCUCGCGGAGUCCGCAGCCGACUUCCGCGCCGGGGCGCUGCUCCUCUCCCGUGUCCGGUUCGCCAUAUUCGGCGUCGGGUCCCGGGCCUACGGGGACACCUUCAACGCCGCCGCCAGGAGCUUCUCGCGGUUGCUGCGCGAACUGGGAGCCGUCGAGGUGAUACCCGUUGUAGAGGGCGACGUGGAUGACGGGGACCUUGAGAUCGUGUUCGAGGAGUGGUGUGGGAAGGUGCUCAGGGUGGCGAACGGGGAGGAGGUUGAAGAUGGGGCCAACGGAGAGAGCGGUGGAUUUGAUGAGCUGGAGUUGGAAGGGGAGGAGUCUGAUUAUGAUGAUGAUGAUGAUGACGAGGAGGAGGAGGAGGUGGUAAAUGGGGAGGUUGACAUGGAAGACCUUGCUGGCAAGGCGACAGCAAGGAGGCAGAAUGGGAAGGUGGCGGGUUUGCCGAAUGGAGCAGAGAAUGGUGCGAGGGAGAUGGUCACUCCGAUCAUCAGGACAAGCUUAGAGAAGCAAGGCUACAAAAUUGUUGGUUCUCACAGUGGGGUAAAGAUUUGUAGAUGGACAAAGUCACAACUCCGAGGUCGUGGAGGGUGUUACAAGCACUCAUUUUAUGGCAUAGAAAGCCACAGAUGCAUGGAGGCAACUCCAAGUUUGGCUUGUGCAAAUAAGUGUGUGUUCUGUUGGAGGCAUCACACAAAUCCUGUUGGGAAGAGUUGGAAGUGGAAGAUGGAUGACCCUCUUGACAUUGUUAAUACCGCAAUUGAUGAACACAGGAAGAUGGUUAAGCAGAUGAAAGGGGUACCGGGGGUAAAGCCAGAACUGCUAGCAGAGGGUUUAUCUCCUAGACAUUGUGCAUUAUCUCUUGUUGGUGAACCAAUUAUGUACCCGGAGAUAAAUACUCUGGUUGAUGACCUACAUCGCAGACACAUAUCUACAUUUCUGGUUACAAAUGCUCAAUUUCCUGAAAAGAUCAAGACGCUGAAACCGAUAACCCAGCUAUAUGUCAGUGUGGAUGCAGCUACAAAAGAAAGCUUGAAGGCUGUUGACCGGCCACUUUUUUCAGACUUCUGGGAGCGUUUUCUGGAUUCACUCAAGUCCUUGCAUGACAAAGAUCAACGAACAGUAUAUCGACUGACAUUGGUCAAAGGCUGGAAUGCAGAAGAAAUAGAUGCAUAUGCGAACUUACUAAACCUUGGGCAACCCGAUUUCAUUGAAAUCAAGGGUGUAACAUACUGUGGCUCGUCAGCAACUUCAAAGUUGACCAUGGAGAAUGUACCCUGGCAUGCUGAUGUAAAAGAAUUCUCCGAGGUGUUGGCAUCAAAAAGUGGCGGUGUAUACGAAUUAGCCUGUGAGCAUGUGCAUUCAUGCUGUGUCCUACUCGCAAAGGUGGAUAAGUUUAAGAUCAAUGGCAAAUGGCAUACAUGGAUAGAUUAUGACCGAUUCCAUGAACUGGUGACAUCUGGAAAGCCUUUUAAGAGCUGUGAUUACAUGGCUCUGACACCAUCAUGGGCUGUCUACGGUGCAGAGGAAGGUGGCUUCGAUCCAGAUCAAUCUCGCUACAAGAAGGAAAGGCGCCAUGGAACUGCAGCUCUCAAAGGCUAACCAAUCUUGUCACUAACCACUAGUCCACUACUACAUUCCAGGAGCCAAUUUUUUUGAAGACAGAGCUGUGGAGAGUAGGGCGCCUGUGCCCGAUUCUUGUUUCUAUAAGUUUUGGAAUCGACCUUUUUCUGGAAUACUUUUUGUAUGGUAGUCCGAUGUAGUGAUGUUUUCCUUGAUCCCAAUCAGAGCGAAUUUAGAACAGAAAUUUUGAAACCGGGAAAUGAAGGUAUUUGUUCUACUGCUA